UAUACAGCCCAUAAAUUGAACUCGCGUUAAUCUAACCACAGUGUAUUAUCUGUGUACACGGCUGGACCUGCUGUUUGUUUUACAACAUCACGAUGUACAUCAUUGUUUCUGAGAUACCUUGACUCUCCCUAUGGCUCAUUGAACUGAUCAAAGCAUUGAUUUACACAAGAAAUUAAACGGGCUGUGAUUUUGGAUCAAUUAAUUUAUUCGAAGAAAUGUGAAGUUGAUCUCGAGAUGACGUCAGAGAAGCGGGUGGCAGUGAUUGGUGCAGGAGCCAGCGGUUUGACCGCCAUCAAGUGUUGUCUGGACGAAGGGAUCACCCCUGUCUGUUUUGAGAAAACUGACCACAUUGGUGGGCUGUGGCACUACACCGAUGACCCCCAGGAUGGACAGGCCUGUGUGAUGAAGUCCACGGUCAUCAAUACCAGUAAAGAGAUGAUGUGUUACAGCGACUUCCCCAUCCCCAGGGAAUUCCCCGUCUUUAUGCACAACAAAUACGUUCUCAGAUACUUCAAUCUGUACGCUGAAAAUUUUAAUCUUACACAACACAUCAAUUUCCAAACAGAGGUAGUCAGUAUCAAACAAAAUAAAAAUUUCAAAGACAAUGGGUGUUGGGAUGUCAAAACACGUGAUCUGAAGACCGGUAACACCCAAGAAGAGACUUAUGACGGAGUACUGGUGUGUACGGGUCACCAUGCAGACAAAAACGUCCCCAAAUUCCCCGGACUUGAUAGGUUCAAAGGAGAAAUAGUUCAUUCACAUGAUUACAAAACCCUCACGGGGUACGAGGACAAACGGAUAGUAGUCAUCGGUAUAGGAAAUUCGGGCGGAGACGCGGCGGUAGAACUCAGUCGUGUCGCUAAUCAGGUGUUCCUUAGCACGCGGAAAGGGUCAUGGAUCGUGAAUAGGAUCGAUAGCUACGGACAACCGGUAGACAUGGUCCGGACAACACAAUUCAUGUUCUGGUUGAAAAAAAAUAUUGUACCGGAGGCUGUUAUCACUAAGAUUAUCGAGGCAAAGUUGAACCAGAGAUUCGAUCACGCAACCUACAGUCUUAAACCCGACUUCCCACCACUGGCGGCCCACCCCACCGUCAACGAUGACCUCCCAAACAGGAUCAUCAGUGGCAACGUGAUCAUCAAACCCGACGUCAAACGCUUCACUGAAUCAGCUGUGGAGUUUGAUGACGGGACGGCAGAGGACGAUAUUGACGUUGUUUUCCUGGCGACGGGGUACAUCUUCGGGUUUCCGUUCUUGGAUAAGUCUGUGUUGGAGGUGAAGGAGAACCGGGUACACUUGUACAAGUGGAUGUUUCCGCCGGAUUUAGAACACGAUACUCUGGCGGUCAUUGGGUGUAUACAGCCGCUAGGCGCCAUAAUGCCGAUCUCUGAGCAACAGUGCCGGCUGUAUGCCCGGGUCUUAAAGGGAAAAGUAAAAUUACCACCCCCAGACGUAAAAUGGCAAGACAUCAAAGAGAAAGUAACGGACAUGGCGAAGCAUUACGUCAAAAGUCAACGUCACACAAUUCAAGUCAACUACGUCGAUUUCAUGAACGAGUUAGCGAUCCUGAACGGAAACUGUCCCAAUCUUGUCCGCCUGUUCUUCAAAGACCCCCGGCUAGCCAUGAACUGUUUCUUUGGACCGUGUACUCCGUACCAGUAUCGAUUGCAGGGCCCCGGGCGAUGGCGCGGAGCCAGGCAGUGUAUUCUGACCCAGUGGGAGCGGACACUUUACCCCCUGAAGACUCGACCCGUUAAAAACCCACCCAGGGAAUCCCAAGCGCUGUUCUUCCUUUUCUUUCUGAUUAUUGUUGGAGUGUUCACCAUUACAGUACAUUUUCUUUUCAUGAGGUGAUUCCGAAAGGAAAUCUGAAUGGAAUAUAUUGUUACUGGUGCUCAAUGUGUUUGUACAUUAGUAAUGGUUAUCUUCAAGAUCAAAACUGAUAUUCAUACUUGGUAUAAUUCUAUUUAAUGUUUUUGUGUUCUAUAGACUGGACGUUUUUUUUUUUGUAGAUUUGUAGAAAACAUAUAUAUUCGUUACAAUUAGCUUUGUUAUCCUCACUCAAUUUCAUGCUCUGGUAAACAAAAAUUAAGAAAUAACAUGUAUACAUAGUG
Messenger RNA from Magallana angulata, 2114 nucleotides. RefSeq names its product flavin-containing monooxygenase 5-like. Lineage: Eukaryota; Metazoa; Mollusca; Bivalvia; Ostreida; Ostreidae. The record is from RefSeq and is a predicted model, not a curated record. The transcript has 10 exons. The coding region runs from base 235 to 1854 and encodes 539 amino acids. Gene Ontology annotation, molecular function: N,N-dimethylaniline monooxygenase activity; NADP binding; flavin adenine dinucleotide binding.